UUUAUUCUUAAUUACACUGUAGCCUUAUUCUUUCACCUAAAUUUCCUUGUUUUCCACAUUCAAUCAACACAUGAAAACAUUCUUUCACUAUUUACAGUUAUCGUGGAUAAACUUGUCAGCUAGUGAUUUUUACUUACUUUUAAUGCAUCUUUAGUGGUACUAAUAUAUUUCCUUUUAGUGCAUUUUAACACAGGUUCCACAGCUAGCUUCAAUCCAAAAAAGUGUGAAGUAAAAUCUUGAAGAAAGGAGAGUAUAUUUCACAGCUGGUAAUUGUAUUGAAUGAUAUAUACUUUCCUCUAUAAUGGUGCUUUGCUUUUUUUAGCUUGAGUAGCCUUUGAGAGUAUGCAAAGAAUAACUUCUUUUCUUGCUCUUACAUUCUGUUGCAUUGGUUGUAAAAAUAGAGGGCUUUGAAAUAAGUUCUUGAAUUCUUGAAUUAUGCAAAAAAAUUCUUGUUUCUUGAUACUGAAUGAGCAUAGUGUGAGUUUCUUGAUUUUUAAGGAUCUUGUAAUUUGUUGUUUUUAAGUGGCUUAAAUGGCUCCAAGAUUGAAUUUUUUUGAUUGGUGGGGUAAGGAAACACAGAGGGGAACACCAGUGAUAGUGAAAAUGGAGAACCCCAAUUUCUCCAUUGUUGAAAUUGAUGGUCCUGAUUCUGCAUUUAAGCCAAUAGAGAAGAGUAGAGGCAAGAAUGCUAAGCAAGUGACAUGGGUUUUGCUUCUUAAAGCUAAUCAAGCUGUUGGCUUUGUUGCUUGGUUUGCAACAAUUUUAUGGACUUUGUUUGGUACUAUCAAGAAUAGGCUUAUUUUUAGAGAAGGGGUUUCUCUUGCAAGUGAGAAACUUGGAAAAAGUAACCUACUUUUCAGAAUAAUCAAAGUUUGUUUGGUGAUUUCUUUACUUAUGUUGGCCUUUGAGAUUGUUGCUUAUUUCAAAGGUUGGGAUUAUUUUCAGAAUCCAAGUUUGUAUAUUCCACAUACUUCUGAUGUUUUGGGGUUGUUCCAUAUAACUUAUGUUGGUUGGUUGGAUUUUCGUGCUGAUUAUAUCGCGCCUUCUGUUCAAAAUCUUUCCACAUUCUGUACUGUUUUAUUCCUAAUUCAGUCGUUAGAUCGUUUGGUACUUUGUUUGGGUUGCUUAUACAUAAAGUUCAUGAAGAUUAAGCCAAGGAUUGAAGGGGAUCCGUUUAAAUCGGAUGAUCUUGAGGGAUCAAACAACAGCUACCCUAUGGUUCUUGUGCAGAUUCCUAUGUGUAAUGAAAGAGAGGUAUAUGAGUUGUCUAUAUCGGCAGUCUGUCAACUUGAUUGGCCAAAAGACCGUUUGUUGAUUCAAAUUCUUGAUGACUCUGACAAUGAGUGCAUCCAAGAUUUAAUAAAGUCAGAGGUCGCUAAAUGGAGCCAAAAGGGUAUCAACAUAAUAUAUAGGCACCGUUUGGUUAGAACUGGUUACAAAGCGGGGAACCUGAAGUCUGCAAUGAGCUGUGACUAUGUGAAGGAUUAUGAAUUUGUUGCAAUCUUUGAUGCGGACUUCCAACCAACUCCAGAUUUUCUGAAGCAGACAGUCCCUCAUUUCAAGGACAACCCUGAACUAGGAUUGGUUCAAACGAGAUGGGUAUUUGUUAACAAGGACGAAAACUUGUUGACUCGUCUCCAAAACAUUAAUCUGUGUUUUCAUUUUGAGGUGGAACAGCAGGUGAAUGGCGUAUUCUUGAACUUCUUUGGUUUCAAUGGAACGGCCGGUAUCUGGAGAAUAAAAGCCUUAGAAGAGUCAGGAGGUUGGCUUGAGAGGACAACUGUGGAAGAUAUGGAUAUUGCUGUCCGUGCUCAUCUCAAUGGCUGGAAAUUCAUAUACCUUAAUGACGUGAGGGUCCUUUGUGAAGUUCCUGAAUCUUUUGAAGCGUAUAGGAAGCAACAACAUCGGUGGCAUUCUGGCCCGAUGCAACUCUUCCGAGUGUGUCUUCCUGCUAUUGUUACUUCCAAGAUAUCAAUAUGGAAGAAAGCCAACUUAAUACUUCUUUUCUUUUUGUUGAGAAAACUCAUUCUUCCCUUCUAUUCAUUCACAUUGUUUUGUGUAGUUCUUCCUUUAACCAUGUUUAUCCCGGAAGCUGAGCUCCCUUUCUGGGUAGUUUGCUACAUACCUAUUCUUAUGACACUAUUAAACAUUCUUCCGGCACCAAAAGCCAUUCCUUUCAUCGCCCCUUACCUCCUUUUCGAAAACACUAUGUCAGUCACAAAGUUCAAUGCUAUGGUAUCCGGACUUUUCCAAUUAGGAAGCUCAUAUGAGUGGGUUGUCACCAAAAAAGCAGGUAGGUCUUCUGAAUCCGACCUACUGGCCGCUGCUGAAAAGGAUUUAAAAGUGUCGGGAGCACCACAAAUUAGCAGAUGGGCUUCUGAAAGUGAACUCUCUGUGCUAAACCGAUUGAACAAACAGAAAGAUGAAACUUCUACACCUGUUAAGAAGAGCAACAAAAUAUACAGAAAAGAGCUAGCUCUUGCUUUCUUACUGUUAACGGCAUCAGCCAGAAGCCUUUUAUCGGCUCAUGGACUCCACUUUUACUUCCUUCUUUUCCAAGGAGUGACGUUCCUUCUUGUUGGUCUCGAUCUUAUUGGCGAACAGAUUAGCUAAUAUUGCUCAACAGAGGAGAAACAGCCACCUACUUAUCGUGUUCAAGAACUUAUACACUUUGUCUCGUCUGAACUUUGUACCAGCAGAACAACAGAGACCAGGGAAUAGCUCGGGUAUUUCCACUUAUUGACUUCUGCUAUAUGAAGUGAAGCCAAUUAGGAUUUUGUACGCAAGAUGACUAUGCCAUUGCCUGUGUGAGUUCCCUAAUGUUAUUAGAUAGAGUAAUUUGUUGUCAGUCUUUUACAGAGAAGUCAAUUGUUUGUCAAUAAUACUAUAGGUAGAAGCAAUCUUAUUUUUUUUUAUUUCCAUUUAUUUCUGAAUUGGUAUUUUUCAAUCAGUAAGUGUGCUGUUUAUGGCAUUUGACAUUCAUCAUAUUGUGUAUAUAAGGAUCUAAAUGGCUAAAAAUACUUGCUUUUCAAAUUCUUGGAAUUUCCUACUGUAAUGAAUGAGACAACCUACCUUCCAUGAA
Molecule: messenger RNA, 3082 nt
Organism: Nicotiana attenuata
Lineage: Eukaryota; Viridiplantae; Streptophyta; Magnoliopsida; Solanales; Solanaceae
Product: probable xyloglucan glycosyltransferase 5
Exons: 5
Coding region: 532-2613 (693 amino acids)
Cellular component (GO): Golgi apparatus
Molecular function (GO): glycosyltransferase activity
Source: RefSeq, a predicted model, not a curated record